CCCUCUCCGCCAAUUCCCACGUUUUCUCCCUCUCCCUCUGCCGCUGUGCGUCGUGGUCUCUCGUAUUCUUCUGCCUCCUUGUCCUUGACCUUGCCCAAGAAUUCCGCUCUUUUCUCCUAACCUUCCUAAGUAACCCAGAACUUUCCCGAUUAUUCUUUCCAUUUCUUAGUACUGGUCUCUCUCUCUCAAAGCGGAGGCGGCACGUCAAGGCACUUCAUCUUGCUUACAGAGUUCACUUGCUACGAAGUACUGCGCUUGCUUGUUUGUGCACUCAGCAAUGGAGAACUUUCCGAAGGGGAGGGGGAGAGGAAGAGGAAGGUCGGGAGAUGGAGGAAGAAGGGGGGGAAGAGGGCGAAGGUCCCAUCACCAAGGUUAUCAACAUGGCCAAGAAAGUCGUGCGGGAAAUCCAAACCCCAACUAUCCAACUCAGCAAUCGAGUUACCAGCCUAUUUCCGGCCAUGAAGGAUCAUUCCGGCAAGUACCCACGUCGGGUCGUGGCCAGUCCGGUGGACCCACGAGGUCGACUCCUGGUUCUGGCCCUGCUUGUGUUCCUUCUGGUGAAGGGUCUUCAAGGGGUUCUGGUCCUGCCUGGGGCGGUAAAAGGGCCGAGAAGGUUCCGAUUCAAUCGCCCAUUUCCGACCCUCAAGUCGCAGAGCUAACAUCACUGGAUAUAUCUCUAGCAUUGACACCAUCUCCUGCAUCUAGGGUUGGGGAAAGAGUUCCAGUAAAACGACCUGACAACGGCGGGAAAUGGGCUACUCAGUUUUCACAGCUUCUAGUUAAUCAUUUUCCUAUCAAGUACAAUCCUAAUCUAAUCAUAUUCCACUAUGAUGUUGACAUUAAACCAGAAGUGACACCCAAGCAAGGCCGAUCUUUGCGGAUAACAAAGUCUCUUAUGCACAUGAUCAGGAAUAAGUUAUUUUCUGAUCUCCCCAAAAACUUUCCUAUGGCUAAAACUGCAUAUGACGGGGAGAAAAGCAUUUUCAGUGCAGUAAAACUGCCUGCUGGGGAAUUUGAAGUGGAGAUGUCCAUGGAGGAGGGACAAGGUUCUUGUGCAUUCAUGUUUACUAUAAACCUUGUGAAGGAGUUACCACUUCAAAAGUUGGAGAACUACUUAAGAGGUACACUGUCAUCUAUCCCUCGUGAGAUCWUACAAGGUAUGGAUUUGGUCAUGAAAGAGAACCCGACUAGACAUCGUAUCCAAAUAGGUCGAAGCUUUUCCUCCAAUAAUAGUGAUAAUAUUGGUCUCCUCAUUGCUUCCAGAGAGUUUCAACAUAGCCUGAAGCUCACUUCUCAGGGUCUAGCCCUAUGCUCUGACUACUCAGUUCUGGCACUUCUGAAGAAGGUUCCUGUACUACAAUUUCUUCGAGACCACAUUCCCAACUUUAAGCUUAAUUAUGGUCCUGUUCCUCAUUGGGUGACGAAAAAWAUUGAAAAGGCCUUGAAAGGGUUGAAAGUGACAGUGAUUCACAGGACAACAAAGCGAAAGUACAUAAUUCGGGGGCUUACGAGCUCUGUUACAAACAAUCUGAGUUUCCCAAUUGAGAAUCAAGAAAGAGAGGUUGGACUUGUGGAAUAUUUCAAGGACAAAUAUAAUAAAGUGAUUGAGCACAGGUAUCUUCCUUGCUUAGAUUUGAGCAAGGGUGGGAAGAUGAACUAUGUACCUAUGGAGUUCUGUGUUUUGGUGGAGGGACAAAGGUACCCUAAAGACAGAUUGGAUAUGUUGGCUGGGGAUGUACAGUCCAAUUUCAAUAGGUUUGCUUUGGCGAAACCAUCGGUAAGAAAGGAUUGUAUAUGCACGAUGGUUAAAGCAGAUGAUGGACCAUGCGGGGGAGGAAUUGCACAAAAUUUCGAGAUUGCUGUUAGUGAGCACAUGACUGAAGUCACUGGACAUGUUAUCCAGCCACCCAGUUUGAAACUUGGCAAUGUGAAUGGUGAGGCUAGCAGAGUCACAGUUAGCGGUGACUGCCAAUGGAACCUUAUUGGCAAAUGUGUUUUGGAAGGGAAGCGAGUUGAACGAUGGGCAAUCAUUGAUUUCGCUGAUAGGAAUGUGAAAUUAAAUUACAUUCAGUUUGCAAGAAAACUGGUCAUUCGAUGCAGAAAACUCCACAUUGAAAUGAAGGAGCCUCUCUUCUAUGAGCCAUCUGAGAUGUGUGAACUUCGCAACAGCAAGCAGYUCAGUAAACACCYAAGUUCAAUUUGCUCCCGUGCUAWAGAGAUUUCUGGUGGUCAAUUGCAGAUUCUCAUAUGUGCAAUGUCCGAGAAGGAUGCAGGGUAUAAUAACCUGAAGCGGAUAUGUGAGACUGAGAUUGGAAUUAUGACUCAAUGCUGUCUCUCCAAAAAUGCUAAUAAAGAUAAAGGAUUAGACCAGUACCUUGCAAAUCUUGCCCUCAAGAUAAAUGCCAAGCUUGGUGGUAGCAAUGUUGAACUCUUUGAAAAGCUUCYUCGCCUUGAGGGURAUGGUCAUGUCAUGUUUAUUGGGGCUGAUGUCAAUCAUCCUGCUGCCUUUAAUACAUCUAGUCCAUCCAUUGCAGCUGUUGUUGCCACCAUGAACUGGCCUGCUGCGAAUAARUAUGCUGCAAGAAUCCGCCUGCAGGACCACCGGGUUGAGRGUAUAAAACAUUUUGGGCAGAUGUGUUUGGAGCUYCUUGAAGCUUAUGCUAGGAUUAACAAAGUGAAGCCAGAGAAAAUUAUUGUGUUUCGGGACGGAGUUAGUGAGAGUCAGUUUGACAUGGUUCUUAAUGAUGAGUUAACUGACCUUAAGAGUGCUAUUGAGUCAGAUGGGUAUUCCCCUACUAUCACACUAGUCGUGGCACAGAAGCGACACCAAACCCGUCUCUUUCCCAAGGACAGGAACCAAGGGGGACCCACUGGAAAUGUACACCCAGGGACGGUUGUUGAUACCACCAUUGUGCAUCCAUGGGAGUUUGAUUUCUAUCUUUGCAGCCACUAUGGAAGCCUUGGAACUAGCAAGCCAACACAUUAUCAUGUCCUAUGGGAUGAACAUCGAUUUACUUCUGAUGAUUUGCAGAGUGUCAUAUAUAACCUCUGCUUCACUUUUGCUCGAUGUACCAAACCAGUUUCCUUGGUGCCACCAGUGUACUAUGCUGAUCUUGUUGCAUACAGGGGGCGACAAUACUAUGAAGCAUUGCAGUAUUCAGCUUCAUCAGCAUCUCCAUCUUCAUUGUCUACAUCAUCAUCGUUUGAUCAGAGUGUCAGCCUCAAGCUGCAUAAUGAUCUUGAAAAUGUUAUGUUCUUUUGCUGAAGAUUACACAGCUCAUAGCUGAACAUUACACAAAGUUCAUCUUUUUCUGAGAUGGAGUGGUGGUCGAAGAAACUACGAAGCAUUGCAGUAUUCAACUUCAUCAGCAUCUACAUCUUCAUUGUCUACGUCAUCAUCGUUUGAUCAGAGUGUCAGCCUCAAGCUGCAUAAUGAUCUUGAAAAUGUUAUAUUCUUUUUUUGAAGAUUACACAGCUCAUAACUGAACAUUACACAAAGUUCAUCUUUUUCUGAGAUGGAGUGGUGGUUUAAGAGUUUGUGCGUGAAUCUAAGAGGUCCUUUCUAGGGGUGCAAG
Molecule: messenger RNA, 3575 nt
Organism: Nelumbo nucifera (sacred lotus)
Lineage: Eukaryota; Viridiplantae; Streptophyta; Magnoliopsida; Proteales; Nelumbonaceae
Product: protein argonaute 2-like
Molecular function (GO): RNA binding; protein binding
Source: RefSeq, a predicted model, not a curated record